GAAUGGUGGACGACACACACCCGCGGUCGCAGCAGUGUGUGUGUAGCUACCAGGGUGCGCGGCCUCUUCCCUCGCUCGCUCUCCCAGCAGCCACACUAGCUAGCUAUCACUAUCCAGAGCUCCGAGAGAGCUGAAGCUAGCUAGCAAUGGCUGCACCUCCUCCUCUUCCUCCUCCUAGCAGCAGCAGCGUGUCCCGGCGCGCCGCCGCCGUGCCGGCAUUGCUGCUGCUGGUGGCGAUGGCGAUGGCGGCCUUCCCCGGCGCCGGCGCGCAGCCGUCCCCGGGGUACUACCCGAGCUCGAGGUUCCGGCCCAUCCCGUUCAACCGCGGGUACACCAACAAGUGGGGCCCGCAGCACCAGACGCUCUCCGGCGACCACUCCGCCCUCACCAUCUGGCUCGACAAGACCUGCGGGAGUGGUUUCAAGUCGAAGCACGCGUACCGGAACGGCUACUUCUCCACCCGCAUCAAGCUCCCCGCCGGCUACACCGCCGGCACCAACACCGCCUUCUACCUGUCGAACAACGAGGCGCACCCUGGGUUCCACGACGAGAUCGACAUGGAGUUCCUGGGCACCAUCCCGGGGGAGCCCUACACGCUGCAGACCAACGUGUACGUCCGGGGCAGCGGCGACGGCCGCAUCGUCGGCCGGGAGAUGCGCUUCCACCUCUGGUUCGACCCCACGGCGGCCUUCCACACCUACGCCAUCCUCUGGAACCCCGACGCCAUCACCUUCUUCGUCGACGACGUGCCCGUCCGCCGCUACGAGCGCCGCACCGAGCUCACCUUCCCGGACCGCCCCAUGUGGGUGUACGGCUCCAUCUGGGACGCCUCCGACUGGGCCACCGACGACGGCCGCCACCGCGCCGACUACCGCUACCAGCCCUUCGUCGCGCGCCUCGACCGCUUCGUCAUCGCCGGCUGCUCCACCGCCGCCCCGGCCUCCUGCCGCCCGGUGCCGGCGUCGCCCCGGGGCGCCGGGCUCACGCCGCAGCAGUACGCCGCCAUGCGGUGGGCGCAGCAGGGCCACAUGGUCUACUACUACUGCAACGACUUCCGCAGGGACCACUCGCUCACGCCCGAGUGCUAGCCCGGCCGGCCGGCUGGCGGCCAUGGAUAGAUCUUGGCCGGUUGUGCUCCUGGGAUGAUCGGCGAUCUGGCGGUUGGCGCGUGCUCCGAUCUCUUUCCUGGUGUUGCUUGUUUCCUCGCCUUGGAUGUUUGUUUGGUUGUUUGUUUUUCCUAGCAUUGAUCUCCCGUGAACGAAAGGCUAGUGAGAUCGAUCGAUCGGUCGACGGAUGAUGAUGUGGCUGCCCUACCACCACCGCCGCUUAGCUGCUUGUGAGGCGGAGCCGGGCGGGGUGGUUGAGGCGUUGGUCGUUGGCGUAUUUUGCCAACAAAAGGGGUGUCGUCGUCGUCUGCCGUUUGCUUGUUUUGUUGCCUUUUUCCCAUUUGGUCUCACAUGCGUGCCGCCCCAAAGGGGCAAGCUUGCAUGAUUCAUGGCAUCAUGCAUGCCCACUGUAAUACGGAUCUGCUAUACCAUAUAUAUCAUAUAUAAGUAUUUAAUAUGUAUAA
This is a messenger RNA of Panicum hallii, 1570 nucleotides long. Its product is annotated as xyloglucan endotransglucosylase/hydrolase protein 31-like. Gene Ontology annotation, biological process: xyloglucan metabolic process; cell wall biogenesis. NCBI's taxonomy places the organism in Eukaryota, Viridiplantae, Streptophyta, Magnoliopsida, Poales, Poaceae. The record is from RefSeq and is a predicted model, not a curated record. The coding region runs from base 147 to 1088 and encodes 313 amino acids. Gene Ontology annotation, molecular function: hydrolase activity, hydrolyzing O-glycosyl compounds; xyloglucan:xyloglucosyl transferase activity. Gene Ontology annotation, cellular component: apoplast; cell wall. The transcript is spliced from 3 exons.